CACCCCUGAUGCCACCAUGCACCUGCAUCCAACCAUUCCAAGUACUCGUAUUAGAACGCGACGUGGUUGCUAAUCUGGCACCAGACAUGCAAGAUACGUUCUUUAAAUCGUCUUGGGCUGUACGUUAGCUUCACUGGGGACUAAAUUGUCUUUGGUGUUAUCAAAAAUAUGCCAAUGUGCCAAUCGCAGGGCACAUUCACACCUACGGGCAGUUUAGAGUCUUCAAUCAACCUACCAUGCAUUGUUUGUGGGAUGUGGGAGGAAACCGGAGUGCCUGGAGAAAACCUACGCAGGCACAGAGAGAACAUGCAAACUCCACACAGGCGGGGCCGGGAUUUGAACCCCGGUCCUCAGAACUGCUUGGACUUGUUCCACCUGGCAGAAGGCUUUUACGCUAGCUGACUGAACGGAAGCGCAUCACUUCCUGCGUCACUUCCUGUCUUGACUUCCUACAACACUGAGCCUCUUCGCUCCCCAACAUUCAGCAUGAAGCCACAACAUCGCCUCAUUAUCUUGGUGGUCUGGAUGACGGGGGUCCGGCUGAGCGAAGACAUGAGGGUCUUCCAAACCCCUCGCGACAUUUUCAGGAGAGCGGACGACGACGACGUCAUACUGAGUUUCACGCACACGCUCGCCAACCACGACACCAUCCAAUGGUACCGGCGGGUGCCAGGCGGCACCCGAUCUCUGAAGCUUUUGGCGCUGGUCAACUACGAGAAGGCUUUGGUGGAGCCGCCCUUCAGGGGCCGCGUCGACGUGAGCGGCGACGGCAGGGGGGCGGCGCACCUCCGCAUCAUCCGGCCUGACGACGGCGGCCAUUUUCUCGCCGCCGCCAGUACACACAGCCUUGAAGGGGCCCGACAGUGCCCCACAAAAACCCUCCCCGAAAGAUAAGAGGACGGCAGAAGCAAGCCUCUGACACCCUUUCUUUUGGAUGUCGCUUCCAAAGUCAAACGCACCACAGUGAACCCUCGCUAGUCGCGGGGUUAGAGACAAAGUGACGAAAUUUGUGAAAUUUUACACAACUGUCUUAUAUUAAGUUAUUAAUAUACUCCAACCUAUGAACCCAAAACACCUCAAAAUCCCACUUCUACUGACUUAUAAUCAACACAGGUGAUGGUAACAAACAACUUCUCUUCUCCCAACACUAAGAAAAAAUAUACAGUAGCAAAGUUGUCUCAUGUUGAAUUAAGUUUUGAAAAUUUCAAAUUGUUGGCUGCACUGUGACUGUAAUCUAAAUUGACAGUUUGGCACAGAACUGAAAUAGGAUUUAAUUGAAUGUAAUUUGCGCGUGCAUUGCGGACUUGGACGAAGGCGCGACGUUGACAUUGAUUUUGCAUUUUGGUUACAUUAACUGUUAAUUUAAAGUCAUUUAUGUUUUGAAACAUGGAGAUGUCCUUGACUGGGUGUAGUAUUCAUCCCUCGAAUCUGACACUUUAUUGUCCGGAGAGCGCAGGCCAAGUAGCUGGCACCCUACCGAGACGCUAGGCGCUGCUGCUUAAACAUUUAUAUUUCUCUCAGAUAAACCAAAAAGAAACCAUAAAACAUUGUUUAAUAACAAAGGUAAAAGCUUUUGCCUUGUGUGAAGCUUGUAUUAGUGCGUGAAUGUUUAUGAGCACCAUUGCCGCACCGUUUAAACGAAACGAAGCUAAAGUUAGCGAGAGCUAACGUUUGGGCUAACGCUGGUAAUAUUUGUUCCAACGUUCAAACAUGGCUUCAAACUUUCCUCGGCUUCUGAAAUAACAGGACCUCAUCAACAAACAAUGUUUGUACUUUACCGUCAUCUCUCAAAUCUGCUGCUGUCGUGAGCUGCGGUUUUUUGUUGACCUGGUUUUGAUCAGCUCCCUCCAGCUACUUGUGUCUUGUCCAGGUGUGCCUCGUUGUCUCGUCAAUUUGUUUUUAUUUCGCUCCCUUCAGUGUGUGUCGGAUCAUUGUUGCGGUCAUGUGUCACAUUAAGUAUCCGUAGUUUUGUCAUGUACUCUGUAGUGGUGAGGGUUUUGUUUCUUAGUGUUUUUUUGUUACUCUGAGUCUUGAUUUUUCUGGGACUUUUUAGUAUUUAGAUUUUUACGUGAUCCUUGUUUGCCUUUUUUGUUUUUGAAAAUGAAUACUGUUAUUUUUUACUGCUGCCUUGCCUCCCUGCUCCACUUUUCUCAAACAUAAAAGGACUCUGAUGAGCAACAAGUGGAAAUGUAUACAUAUUUAGAUAGAUUGACAUUACUGGAAUAUUAAACAUUGCAGAAUUUUUCCGAGUGCCUUUGAAGGGGUUAAAAGGAGGCCGCGAGCCUUGGCUUUCAGCCAAUCAGCUCGCGUCGGCUGCCGCUCUUUGUCAGAUGACUAGCGAGCGCAGAUCAUAGCAACCUCAAGGAAACCAGAAGACGUGAUGUUCCUCUUAUUACUGAGCAUUGCUGCCAGCGUUACUCUGCUCUCAGGACUGAUCGUCACGCAGACUCCCGCCGACAUCAUCGCGGCAGUGGGCCAGUCAGCCACGCUUGAGUGUUCUCACCAAAAAACGAGCUACAACCAGUUGCUGUGGUACCGGCAGCGCGGCGUGGGCAUGCAGCUCAUCGGGUACAUGUACUACGAAAACCCCACGAUGGAGCCUGACCAGGACGUGAAGUUGGAGGGGAGCGCAAAACCCGGCGAAAAGUGCAAGAUGACUUUCCCCGAGCUGCGCCCGAACAGCAGCGCCGUUUAUUACUGUGUGGCUAGCGACCACGGUGCUGUGUCGAACAGGACUUCCGAGAUGGUUAUCGGUUCUUUGAGGGUUCCGACUCAAAGCAAGUUUGAAGCGUCAGCCAAGGGUGGAUCAGACAGUCGCUUUCAGGCCUCAGUUCAGUCAAAGUUGGUUGCUGCGCGCAUCCCAGCUGGGCGGGCGAGAGGUUUUUGUGGUAGCUCGGCGCCUCUGUGCUCGUACGAUGAAGCUUUUUUCGGCGCAGGGACCAAACUCACUGUUUUAGAUCCAAACGUCAAAAUCACGCCGCCCACGGUAAAGUUGCUCCCGCCUUCGGAUGGCGAGUGCACAAAUCAGAAGGACAAAGAGGCCAAGAAGAAGACGCUGGUGUGCGCGGCCACCGACUUCUACCCCGACCACGUGGGCGUGGCCUGGAUGGUGGACAGCCAGAAGCGUGACAAGGGCGUGGCCACGGACUCCGAGGCCCUGCGGCGAGGGCUCGGCUACAGCAUCACUAGCAGGCUGAGGGUCCCGGCAUCCGAGUGGUUGCACGGGAGCACGAACUUCACCUGCGUCCUGACCUUUUUCGAUGGGACGACCUAUAGCGACUACGCAGAGUCGAUCAGCGGCAAAGAUGACUCAGCUGGAGGUGGAUUUACCCGAGAGAGCUUCUUGAGGUUGACGCAGAGCGCCAAGCUGUCGUACGCCGUCCUCAUUGCCAAGAGCUGCGUCUACGCCGCCUUCGUGGCCUUCCUGCUGUGGCGGUUCAGGGUCGGUUGUGCUCUUGAAAAAAAAAUAAAAAAUGAAAAGUGUAUUAAAUUGUGUUUGGUGUCAGGUUUAAAAACAUGUACAGGUUCUUUGAAGAUUUAAUUGCUUUUCAUGCUCAUGAAAAUGUACGUUAGGCUCACUGAUGACCCCAAACGUACUUUAGAAUCAAUAUUUACAAAAAUACGUGCGUUAGGUUCACUGAACACUAAUGGUCAAGGACAUACGGUUCAUUGAAGACUAAGCUGCGUUUGAUGUUUCCAAAAACACAUCGGGCAAGACUUUGGUUUCGGUCAGUGCGGCCUCGAGCGCAACACUGCACGAUGAUCUUCGUUAUUUGCAGAAAGCAGCAACACUCGUCUCGGUCAAUGGUUAGGAAAACACGUACGUUCCGUUUAAUUAUGGUUCGGAACAGCCAAAAAUGCAAAAGUCUUUUCGUUUAAUAAGUAAAAUUGACUUACACGCGAUCGCUGAAUUUUUCUUUUUGUUUG
Phyllopteryx taeniolatus (common seadragon) is the source of this 3927-nucleotide messenger RNA. RefSeq names its product T cell receptor beta chain MC.7.G5-like. NCBI's taxonomy places the organism in Eukaryota, Metazoa, Chordata, Actinopteri, Syngnathiformes, Syngnathidae. Gene Ontology annotation, biological process: cell surface receptor signaling pathway. The record is from RefSeq and is a predicted model, not a curated record. The coding region runs from base 2381 to 3541 and encodes 386 amino acids. Gene Ontology annotation, cellular component: plasma membrane. The transcript is spliced from 9 exons.